Messenger RNA from Oenanthe melanoleuca, 751 nucleotides. Its product is annotated as olfactory receptor 14J1-like. Gene Ontology annotation, molecular function: olfactory receptor activity. NCBI's taxonomy places the organism in Eukaryota, Metazoa, Chordata, Aves, Passeriformes, Muscicapidae. Gene Ontology annotation, biological process: G protein-coupled receptor signaling pathway. The record is from RefSeq and is a predicted model, not a curated record. The transcript has a single exon. Bases 1 to 573 code for a protein of 190 amino acids. Gene Ontology annotation, cellular component: membrane.
AUGUGCUAUGACUGCUACGUAUCCAUCUGCAAACCCCUGCACUACGGGACCCUCCUGGGCAGCAGAGCUUGUGCCCACAUGGCAGCAGCUGCCUGGGCCAGUGGCUUUCUCAAUGCUCUGCUGCACACAGCCAAUACAUUUUCCCUGCCCCUGUGCCAGGGCAAUGCCCUGGGCCAGUUCUUCUGUGAAGUGCCCCAGAUUCUCAAGCUCUCCUGCUCACACUCCAACCUUAGGCAACUUGGGAUUUCAUGGGUGGGUUUUUGUUUGGCAUUUGGUUCCUUUGUGUUCAUUAUUUUCUCCUAUGUGCAGAUCUUCUGGGCCGUGCUGAGGAUCCCCUCUGAGCAGGGACGGCACAAAGCCUUUUCCACCUGCCUCCCUCACCUGGCCGUGGUCUCCCUGUUUCUCAGCACUGGGUCAUUUGCCUUCCUGAAGCCCCCCUCCAUCUCUUCCCCAUCCCUGGAUCUAUCCCUGUCAGUUCUGUACUCAGUGGUGCCUCCAGCCCUGAAUCCCCUCAUCUACAGCCUGAGGAACAAGGAGCUUAAGGCUGCUGUGUGGAAACUGAUCACUGGAUGAUUUCAGAAAAUGUGAAAUACUGGCCCAUUUCUUCAAAUCACUUGUAAUAAAAGCCAUCUCUGAUUAUUUCAGUUGGGCUUGUGUGUUGGCUUGCUCUUUCAUUUCAUUUGCAUUAUUUUUAUAAUUUUGCCCACUAAGAAACACCAUAAUUUGUGCCCUUUCUCAUUUUACAUUUGUC